This is a messenger RNA of Neoarthrinium moseri, 747 nucleotides long. RefSeq lists its product as uncharacterized. The transcript has a single exon. The record is from RefSeq and is a predicted model, not a curated record. Bases 1 to 747 code for a protein of 248 amino acids. Lineage: Eukaryota; Fungi; Ascomycota; Sordariomycetes; Amphisphaeriales; Apiosporaceae.
AUGUCGUCUCCUUCCCCAUCCCUCACCCUCUACAACGGACCAGGGUCCUGCUCGCUGGUCCCUCACAUCCUGCUCAACCACCUCUCGCUGCCUUUCCAGACCGUCACCAUGGCCUUUGCCACGCGCGAAGGCGGCAAGUGGGCAGCGGCCGACGGGUCCAUGACGCACGCUGAGUACGUGCGCAAGGUCAACCCGGCAGGUCUUGUCCCGGCGCUGGGAGUCGGCCACGGCGGCGACGUGAUCGUCGAGAUGGCGGGGCUGCUGAACUACAUCGUGUUGCUCGCGGGCGGCGACCGCGCCGAAGGCCUGCUCGGCCGCACGACCUUCGAGAAGGCGCAGGUCGCCCAGUGGACGGCGUUCCUGAGCGGCACGCUGCACGGGCAGGGCUUCGGAAGCCUGUUUCGGCCGCAGCGGUUCGUGGGCGACGAGAGGUCGCUGUACGAGAUUGUCAGGGCCCAGGGCAGGAAAACCAUCGAGGUGGCGUUCGGCCGCAUCGAGGAGCGGCUGAGGCAGGGUGACGGGCGUAGGUUCAUGGUCGGCAACGAGCGGACGGUCGUGGAUUUCUACAUGUACGUGUUCUACCGGUGGGGCUGCGAAAACGGGUUCGACAUGCUGCAGAAGUAUUCUGAGUACAGCCGCGCUGCCCAGGAGCUUGAGGGGGUAGAGGCCGUCAAGGAGACAUUGAAGCUCGACGGAUUAAAGGCGUGCUUCCAUGAGGAUGGUGAUAGUGCAGCAGCUGCAUUGUAG